Molecule: messenger RNA, 225 nt
Organism: Emiliania huxleyi CCMP1516
Lineage: Eukaryota; Haptophyta; Isochrysidales; Noelaerhabdaceae
Exons: 2
Coding region: 1-225 (74 amino acids)
Source: RefSeq, a predicted model, not a curated record
AUGGCCACAGAGCGGUCAGAUUUCUCCACUGCGUCGGCUGCCCAGAGCGACGCGGCGUGGUACUUCAUCGACAGCAAUCGGGCGCGCUGCGCCAUCGACCCUACCGGGGAGACCCUCCACUUUCUCUACAGCACGAAUGCCAUCACAAAGCAGACCUACGGUGCGUGCAAACGCCUCCGCCUCCCCUCUCUUCCCCGCCACAGCCGCGCCAGCGGCGUGGGCUGA